Molecule: messenger RNA, 453 nt
Organism: Acanthoscelides obtectus
Lineage: Eukaryota; Metazoa; Arthropoda; Insecta; Coleoptera; Chrysomelidae
Source: the annotation of a GenBank genome assembly
AUGUACAGGUAUACUUAUGAAAAGGAACAACAGCGACUUCAAUAUUUGUUUGAAACAGUCACCAUCACAGACACUGAGUCGGACCAUGAUUCUGACGAAGAUGAGAUUUCCAGUCAUCAGUUAGAAAGUUGUUCCUCCAACCAAAUUAUCGACAAAGGUGAAGAAUAUUUGGAUUCCGAAUCGGACUGUGAUGAAGCAGAUUUUGUUCAGGAGCCUCUAGAAGCUCAUGGUUCAAACGAAGAAGCUAACAUCACAUAUUUUGAGCCACCACUCAACAAUACCCUAAGUUUUUUGGGUAAGGAUAAGCAAACAAGAUGGAAAAAAGUUUCUCCCUUACCGAAGAAUACUAAGACUAGAUCUGAGAAUAUCAUAGAAGUAUUGCCAGGACCAAGUACAUACACAAAAAACUUGAAAACUCCCAUAGAAAUUUGGAAAUAUUUUUUUUCAGAAUAA